Molecule: messenger RNA, 795 nt
Organism: Gregarina niphandrodes
Lineage: Eukaryota; Apicomplexa; Conoidasida; Eugregarinorida; Gregarinidae
Product: putative polyprotein
Exons: 3
Coding region: 1-795 (264 amino acids)
Source: RefSeq, a predicted model, not a curated record
AUGGACUCGUGCUUCGCCCCCAUACUAGGCGACGACGUCUUCUGCUACAUCGACGACGUCGUCAUCUGCGGAGACGACCCGAGCGCGAUGCUCGCAAAGCUACGCACCUUCCUGGGCCUCUGCCGAGAGACGGGCUUCUACCUGCGGCUGGACAAGAGCGAGUGGUUCAAGCCCGAGGUAGCCUACCUGGGCCACCGCGUGGGCAAGGACGGCAUCAGAUCGUUCCUGGGCGUAGCAGGCUACCUCCGGAACUUCAUCCCCAACUACUCGACGCUGGUGGGCAGCCUGUUCGGGCUACUGAAGAAGGACAAGCGGUUCGACUGGUCAGAGGAAUGCCAGGCCGCGUUCGUAAAACUCAAGGAGGCAGUGGCCCGCACGGCCACCCUGUACCCCCCGGUCCCAGGAGGGGAGUACGUCAUCUACACGGAUGCGUCGGAAGUGGGCGCGAGAGCGACCCUCAUGCAGGUCCAGGAGGGGCGGGAGGUCCCUAUCGAAUAUGCCAGCAAGAAGUUCACCGACGCGGAGCAGCGAUGGGACACGAGGGAGCGUGAACUGUUCGCGGUGAAGUGGGCCAUCGACCAAUGGAGGGACUACGUUGGCCUCACGCACUUCACGGUGGUCACGGAUCACAAUAAUCUCCGCUACCUGGCGGGGGUCGACAAAGGGAAAGUGUUUCGCUGGGCGUUGCGAGGAGAAUCACAUCGCGGACUGGCUAUCGCGAUACUCAGCCAUGGACGACGCGGCAGAUGCGCUAUUAGACAAGAUGGCGAUCCGAGUCGGCGCCGUGAACCGUAG